AUGCCAGAGCGCGUCACACUUGCUGAAGUGGUCGAGCUACCACAGUAUAUGACAUAUGCUCAGGUCCUCAAGUCCGGCUCGCAUAAAUCGAUUUCGAAGUCCAGAAAUAUCUUAGUGACAGCGAACCAGUACAAGUCUGAGAGCACCCGAGGCAGCUCAAAGUGCUUGACGACUGCACUCUUCAAGAACACCUUCCAAGACGAGCCAUUGGGUACUCUCACCAAGCUCCCCAACGAGAUCAUCGUUAAGAUCCUCGAGUACCUUGUCCCCCGGAGAAUCGAAAUCCAAGUCUACACCUGCCGGGAUCGCGCCCAGGAUCGCUUCGAACUCUGGUGGUCUGCCAAUGAAUGCGUGCCACAGCGAUUCCCGAUUUUCCCUGGGUGCUUCAUUGAUCGCAACUUCGAACCUAUCUGCAGGACUUUGCUGCGCAUAUGCAAAGACUUGAGUGUUCACCACGGGCCUAUGAUGUAUUCGCGCGUGGAGGUGGUUGCCAGUAACUGCAAAGGCAUCUACUGUCGCCACCACACAGACAUCAUUGCAAACACAUCCGACGCGCGUCGCGAGCGUCGCGAGCGUUGCGAGCGGGCGCACGAUAUGGCUCUCAGCAGUCUGCAUCGAAACAUGGUGGAGAGGUUCGACUCCCGCGAAUGGGUCGAUGGCGCCGAUCGAGACCACGAGCUUGGCUUGUUCCGUGCCCGCGUGUGA
Molecule: messenger RNA, 705 nt
Organism: Cyphellophora attinorum
Lineage: Eukaryota; Fungi; Ascomycota; Eurotiomycetes; Chaetothyriales; Cyphellophoraceae
Exons: 2
Coding region: 1-705 (234 amino acids)
Source: RefSeq, a predicted model, not a curated record